GGCUCUUGUCCAGUGAGAGGCGGUGGAGAUCAGAUCUGAGCUCUGAUCACAGCAGUAGUGAGCUGCUCACUGCCACAGUCACAACACUGUGACAUCCAUCAGGGAUUUGCACCUUUCUUCUUUUUGUCCUUUUUUCUAUCAAACGGGUUCAGUCUGAAGCAUCCCCUAAAGCAGGUAGUUACUGGGUGAUCUGAGGAGGUUCACUGCACCCCUAUACCGGCUGUAGGACGUCAUGACAGCCGAAAAGACGAUUCCCAUAAUAAAUGGAAAAGCGGACGAUUCGAUGGACCCCGAGGCGGCGAGCCCGAGCGCAGUGCGCAGCAAUGAUAAGAAGGUGGUGAACGAGAGAGGACAGUGGAAUAAUAAGAUUGAGUUUGUGCUGUCAGUGGCUGGAGAGAUUAUCGGCCUUGGCAACGUUUGGAGGUUCCCAUAUCUGUGUUACAAGAACGGCGGAGGUGCUUUCUUUGUGCCUUAUGUCAUCUUCUUCAUCUGCUGUGGAAUCCCAGUCUUCUUCCUGGAAACAGCGCUAGGUCAGUUCACUAGUGAAGGAGGCAUCACAUGUUGGCGAAAAGUCUGCCCGCUCUUUGAAGGCAUCGGCUAUGCGACCCAAGUCAUCGAAGCCCACCUGAAUGUUUAUUAUGUGGUUAUAUUAGCUUGGGCCAUUUUCUACUUGUUCAACUGCUUUACAACAGAGCUGCCCUGGGCAUCGUGUGGUCACUACUGGAACACGGAGAACUGUGUGGAUUUUAACAAUGAAAGCAUUGCCAACUUCACCAACCCAUAUGCCACAUCACCAGUCAUGGAGUUUUGGGAACGCCGUGUUCUCAAGAUAUCCUCUGGAAUUGAAGAAGUUGGCAGCCUUCGCUGGGAACUUGCUCUCUGUCUUGCUAUAGCCUGGGUCAUAUGUUAUUUCUGCAUUUGGAAAGGUCCCAAAUCAACUGGAAAGGUGGUGUAUGUCACUGCAACCUUUCCUUAUUUCAUGCUGUUGAUCCUUCUUCUUCGAGGAAUCACACUGCCAGGAGCUGCUAAUGGAAUUAAGUUCUACCUGUAUCCCGACAUCUCUCGUCUGUCAGACCCUCAGGUGUGGGUGGAUGCAGGCACUCAGAUCUUCUUCUCAUAUGCUAUAUGUCUGGGCUGUCUUACGGCUCUCGGCAGCUACAACAGCUACAACAACAACUGCUACAGGGACUGCAUCAUGCUGUGCUGCCUGAACAGUGGCACGAGUUUUGUGGCAGGAUUUGCCAUCUUCUCUGUCUUGGGCUUCAUGGCAUAUGAACAGAAUGUGCCAAUAGAGGCAGUGGCAGAGUCAGGUCCUGGUCUAGCAUUCAUAGCUUAUCCUAAAGCUGUGACCAUGAUGCCGUGGUCUCCACUGUGGGCCUGUCUGUUCUUCAUGAUGCUCAUCUUCCUUGGGCUUGACAGUCAGUUUGUGUGUGUGGAGAGUCUUGUGACUGCAAUCGUGGACAUGUAUCCCAAAACCUUCCGUGUGGGUUAUCGGCGAGAGCUUCUCAUCCUGGGAAUGUCUGUGGCUUCGUUCUUCGUGGGUCUAAUAAUGUUGACAGAGGGUGGCAUGUACGUGUUCCAGCUCUUUGACUCGUAUGCAGCCAGUGGCAUGUGUCUGUUGUUUGUGGCCAUCUUUGAGUCCAUCUGCAUUGGCUGGAUCUAUGGUAGCGACAGGUUUUAUUCGAACAUUGAGGACAUGAUUGGAUACAAGCCCAUCUUCUUCAUCAAAUGGUGCUGGAAGUACUUCACACCAGGCAUCUGUGCUGGCAUCUUUCUGUUCUUCUUGAUCAAGUACAAACCGCUGAAGUAUAAUAAUGUGUACACAUAUCCAGACUGGGGUUAUGGAAUUGGCUGGAUGAUGGCCAUGUCCUCUAUGGUCUGCAUCCCUCUGGGAAUCUUAUUUCAGAUCUGGAAGACGGAAGGAACUUUCCGUGAGAGGAUCAAAAAGCUGACCACACCCAGCUCUGACCUGAUAAUGAGGGGACGCCUCAGCUCCAGGGGUCACUGCGCUAUCAAUGACGCUGAUGCCAAAAUGAGGGCGGAUGGCAAGAUCUCCACCAUCACAGAGAAGGAGACACAUUUCUAAACCCAAGACACGGACAUCACCGGCACAACAGACAGAAAAGUGAAAUAAAACAAAUAUGUUUGCCAUUAUUUUUAAAGAGAGCUCUAUUAUCACAUUUGUAGUGUUGCUUUUUUGCACAAGCAGGUAACACAUCACAAUUUAACAUAUCAUGAUUAAAAACUGAGUUUAUCUAAAUCUAGAUAAAAAUGUUGUUGUAUUGCCUCACUCUUUGUCACAUUAGUCAUUUCUGUACUUGUAGAAUGAAGUCAAGGUAAGCCAGUGUGCUGUGAAAUGUUUUUACACAUCGGCUCUUGGCUCUGUGCAGAUUACUGUAGAGUACUAUUCUAAUGGAUAGAAGAUGUUUAUGACCACUCCAAACGUUGGCUGCAUGUUUGUAGAUGAGGCUCAGUGUUGUCAGAUUUGCUGUCCUUCAGCUAGCAUUGACUCGCGGGGCGAGCAUGACGUAGCAAGCCCAUUCGCCACGGCGUCUUGCGUGGCUCGAAUUCUUGGCCAUUUCACACCAAUUAGACCGAGUUUAAUUGAAGGUGACAGACCAAACACAGUUUAUCAUUUUUUUUUUUAUUAUUAUUUCAGGCUGGUGGUUCAGAGAGUCAUCCUAACACACUUAUCAUGAACCUCUCAUUAACAUUCAUAAAGAUUCUUAAAGAUUCAUAAAGUCUUAAUAGUGUGAUUUUUGUGUAACAAUGUUAAAGGGCAGUCUGAUGGUGAAAGACAUGUAGAUGAAGCUUUUGGUUUGUAUGUGAGGACAACAUUAAAGCGAUGCUGUGGAACACAAAAGUGCACAUUUUAAACAAUUCUUUUCAUAGCAGAACCAUUAAAUGAAUUCGAUUCAGCAAAUUGUGAUAAGUCUGCGUUCACAUUCAGAUUACAAAAAUGGCAUGUCAGAGUCAUUAAUCAUGUACUGAUGCACCGUUAUUUAACACGUAUACAAACAAAGACUAGAUCUGAGGGUUUAGUGUGUGAUGACCACUACAAUGUAGAGGACAUUUGGUCAACUGUUGUACUGAUGUAGAAAGAUUGAUACCAUGCAAAAUAUAAAAGGCCACUAAUCAGAUGCAAGCUCAUUAUCUAAGAGAAAGUGCAAGCGACAAAGAAGUAGUUCUUCUUUCAUGUCUAUUUUAAGUGAUUGUAGCCCAGAUAUUGAUAUCCAUUAAGUCAUUAGGAAGCAGUACAAAUGUGUUCUAAUGACCUUCGCAAUAUAACAGCCAUAAGUACUUUCAUCAAACAGUGCUGCAUCUGUAAUGUUCUUUCACAGUUAAGAGCACUUUUUGUUCGUAGUAUACUCAGGAUGCACUGUGAGCCCUGUGCACAUGCAUGCAAUCUUUGGUCUGGUCUGUUCCAUCGUGACAUCAUCUGUUUGUGCCAGUAAACUUGUUUGUUAGCUUGUUAACUUUUCAGAUAUAUGUAUAUUUUUAAAUUUCUUUAGUUGUUUUGUGUACUAUUUCUUGAUGAAAAAAAAAACCUUUCUCUGAGGACUUUUGAUAUGCCAUUCAACAAUCAAGUUCUAGGUAUACAGUAUCAUGGAAUUGUUAUAUGUGCUGUUUCCACAAAUUUUGGUAUUCACAGGACAUAUGAAUUGUGUGCUUACUCAUUUUUAAAAAUAAAAAUUAAAAACAAACA
Molecule: messenger RNA, 3706 nt
Organism: Cyprinus carpio (common carp)
Lineage: Eukaryota; Metazoa; Chordata; Actinopteri; Cypriniformes; Cyprinidae
Product: sodium- and chloride-dependent GABA transporter 3-like
Biological process (GO): sodium ion transmembrane transport
Cellular component (GO): membrane
Source: RefSeq, a predicted model, not a curated record